CUUUGCCUCGUCAGAUUCAUUUCUUUUCCUCUGUCCAUUUAAUUGAACUGGUUUAAAAAAAACAUAAUUAGCAUUUAAAUCUCUUUCCUACAGUCCCUUGCCCUUCCUACAUCGCUCUCUCUCCCCUCUCUUACUCUAGCAGACUCUCCAUGUCUCAGUCGCUAAGGCAACCGAUGCUUUUUUUUCUCGCUUGCUCUCUGUAUCUCCCCCUUUCUCUCUGUCUCCUCUCUCAUUCCCUCUCUUCACUGCCAGAGAGAGAUGAUCGGAGAAGAGGAGUCUCAGUGAACAGAGCGAAGCGAUGGAGAGAUGCUUCAUCUCUCUUGUCGCACGACUGACUGCCCUCAUCUCCCUUUUUCUGGUUGCUCUGGUGACACAGCCCUCUACCUGUAACCGUGACGACAGCGAGGGUGAGGAGCAGGUGGACACCCUGUCGGUCCAGUUGUCAGUCACAGCCCAGGCCACACCUACCCCUCUGUGGGCGGUGGUCUGGGGUCCUACACAGCCGCUGGAAGAUGAGACACACCACUUCCUCUCUAGCCAGGAAACCGAUCACCUGCGUCUGCAUGGGAACCAGCAGGAGACCAGCACUAUGUCUGAAGACUGGCUUUACCCCGACACAAGCAUGCAGCCCCGAGAGAGACCACCACUCGAGUCCAGGGACCAGGAGGGAGUGGAUGAUGGAGGGGCAGAGGCAGAGGAGACGGAGCCUGAGGAAGUGGACCCUCAGUUCUACGUCACCGUGACCAUCUCCUCGCUGCUCAUCCUGACAGCUGUCAUCAUUACAGCCAAACUCUGUUAUGAUCGCAGCUGUUCCCAGCAUCCGCCCCCGCUUUCCCGUGGCGUGCCCCCCGCCCUCUCCCUCGCACUCCCUCGCUCCCUCGCUUCGGAGGAAAGCCGGCAGACGCUGCACAGCACCACCUCCUCCUUCACCGACAGGGAGAGGAUCCCAGUUGUGAACCUGUGAGGUGGCUGUUUUCCAUGUGGUAAACAUUUCUACGGGGCCCGAGGAUGAACAUCAGUACGACCAGAGGGUGUGCCCGCAGCAGCGUUUUAUUUUCUCUGAAACUGUGAAAUGACUUUAGGGAUCCCAGGUAUCCAGCCAUCACAAAACCCAUCGGCUUCUCUAAGGUCUAAAAAAAAAUCCAAGCUAAUCGUAGUCCUUUGUCCCUCCCUUUCUCUGUGCUUGGUUUAAUUUCUUCAUGUGGUUCUGCUUCAUAGUGUCCUGUUCAGUGUUUUCCACCCUUUGUAUGGCCCCAAGCUCUGCCAAGUUGGCCAGCAGCUUUGUGCUUCAACCUGCCAUGACUAAUUCACAAACGAACAGUUAAACAGCCGUGUAACAUCCCAUUACCCCUGUAAGACCCUACCUGGGCUUCUACAACUGUUUCUAGUGAUUUAGCUGCACAUGUGAAGCCUUUCAUUGUUAAUGCCAGUGAGGCAAACUGUUCUUUUUAUACAAGUAUUCUAAAAUUCUGCUCAGUUUAGCAGGCUUGAUCUGGCUUAUAAAUGGUUAAAAAGCCAUUCUCAGCAUCUCUACACUGAACGGGGUAUUUCACAAAGCUGUUUAGCACAGUUGUAGCCAACAGGCAAUGUGUUUAACACGUCACGCUCCAAAAACUGCUGUUUAUUCCUCGCUUUGGGCGCCUGAAAUGCAAAUAGUGUGGCUUUUUUCCUCUGCCCUAUGUAGAGGAGUCUGUUUUGUUUCAGGUUUUCCUCAUGAUUUGUUCUCUUAAUUAUCUGGCUGACAUUCACCCUUUUGUCAAGCCUUUGUGAGCGCAUGUUGUUUCUGCUGGACUGUGUAGAGGUGUGUUAAGCAUAGAAAACUUUCUGUGGUGGAGAUAAAAUAUUCACAACGUGAAUGGAUAGAACCAUUCCUGUGGGAAAUCAAUGUUUGCCAAAGGUUUGGAUGGCAGACAAAGAGAUGUUAUGCUGUCAUGGAACUGAGCAUCAGUCAACUGUACAUGUGAUCAAAGGACUCGUUUUAUGAACAUGUUUUUUUUAAUGUCUCAAUCUGGAAAACAACAUUUCCCUUCAUAUUAUUAUCAGCUAUCUUGAGUGCACCAAAGGAAACUAGACCAUCAAGGAGCAUCAUUUCUGUAUGUCCAGUGAAUCUGCAUGUAUACACUAAGAAAAACUGGGAGAGUUGCUUGAGAUCUAUUGUUUAUAAAAAUGUCUAUUUUAUUAGUGUGUGGUAUCCAUUAGAACCUUUCAAAGCCAAAUAUCAGAUUGUGUUUGGCAACUUUUCUUAGCAGCUUUGAAAUAUAAGCCCCUGAGUUACACCCAUCUCCACUCCAGACAAAAUGCUGGUGGCAUCACGAGUAGCUUGUGCCAUCAUCCAGAUAUCCAGUCUUGUGAUUUUCAGUAGCGUUCCUGUAGAAGUUUGGUCUUUCUGUACCAUGGAAGUUCAAUAAAGACUCAACACUUUCAUUUUA
Molecule: messenger RNA, 2429 nt
Organism: Amphiprion ocellaris (clown anemonefish)
Lineage: Eukaryota; Metazoa; Chordata; Actinopteri; Pomacentridae
Gene: pianp
Product: PILR alpha associated neural protein
Exons: 6
Coding region: 299-964 (221 amino acids)
Biological process (GO): regulation of immune response
Cellular component (GO): membrane
Source: RefSeq, a predicted model, not a curated record